Messenger RNA from Ceutorhynchus assimilis (cabbage seed weevil), 934 nucleotides. NCBI's taxonomy places the organism in Eukaryota, Metazoa, Arthropoda, Insecta, Coleoptera, Curculionidae. The record is from the annotation of a GenBank genome assembly.
AUGUUUAAUCCCGAUAACUUUUUGGAUGAUCACGAAAUCAAAAGUUUCUUUGACAGCUUACCUCAAAAUACACCGCCGUUCAGAAAUACGGGAGUUCUAUAUGAGGAUAUAACUCCUUGUACAUCACCGGAGAGUAGUUGUUAUUCUAACGAUGAACUGUACUAUCAAAUGCCGCAUUCGCAAGUAUGGCAACUAUCUCAACAGAACCUCUCAUACUUCUCAACAGAGCAACAAAUGUCCCAAUUUACAUUGGCCGACACGGUCUACUCGCAGAACACAGCAUGGAGUCACCCUAUAACAGCGAAUAUGGAUCACUCCCUGAUGCAAAUUUGUCCCGCGACUCCAGUUUCGAUGGGGAUGCCGUCACCUCUAGAAGAGGCAUCACAACAUGAUCAAGAGGCACCUAUGACGAUGACUCAAUUCCCUUAUCAGCAGUACCUAGAAGAAUUAGCAAUAAAUCACCAACUGAAUUCUGAUGUGGUACAGUACGCUUCAACCACAUCAGUACAAACGAAUAUGAAUCAAAUUCCGACACAUCGAAAAAGAGAAAUAAAACACAGGACCAAAUUCACGAAACAUCAGUUAUUUGUUUUAGAAACAGAGUUCUUAAUGAAUAAGUGCCCCAAAGCAAGUUUUCCCAGAAUAGCCAAAUCCUUGAAUUUGUCGUUGCGUCAAGUUAGCACUUGGUUUCAAAACCGAAAACGGAAGCUGAAGAGGAACAGAGGUUCAAAAUCUGCCUCCAGCAACCAGCAAGUGAGCUACCAAACAACACCAGAAGAUGAUUUUAGCAUGUAGUUGCAGCCACUUACAAGACCAUACAAUCCUUAUUUUUUCUAUGUCCUUAUUUUAUAUUUUCACAAUAAUGCUUUAAUAGGUUCCUUUGUAAACUUUCCAGUGUUUAUACUUAUUUCAAUUGUCCUUUCGGCUUUUUAUA